UCAUCAACAGUUAAUCAAUUAUUCCCCUUCUAGAUUCUCUCAUAUUCCUCCUCCUCCUUCUUCUUCAUCAUCAAAUAGAGCAAUUCUCGCUGCCAUAGCGAUAAACAAGCAUCAAAUCAAACAAACAAAAUCAAUUCAAAAGAAAAAAAGGUCAACUCCCAUAAGAAUGCAGCAACAACCCCCAUCCCCCACCCCCGAUUCCGAUCUCCCCCGUCUAGCUAACAUCAAAAUCAAAUCAUCUUCUCCACGUUUUCCCCCACCCACCACCCCUUCCAUCACUGAUACACCUACCGCCGGAGCUCAGCGGAGGAUCGGAAUCGCCGUCGAUCUAAGCGACGAGUCUGCUUUCGCCGUUAAGUGGGCUGUGAAUCAGUACCUCCGUCCUGGUGACGCUGUUAUCCUUGUUCACGUCCGUCCAACUUCCGUACUCUACGGUGCUGAUUGGGGAUCUGUUGAGCUAUCUAUUGUUGAUACGGAGAAUGAGGAGAGUCAGAGGAAGCUUGAGGAUGAUUUCGAUACGUUUACUACUACUAAAGCGUCUGAUUUAGCUCAGCCUUUGGUUGAUGCUCAGAUUCCGUUUAAGAUCCAUAUUGUUAAGGAUCAUGAUAUGAGAGAGAGGUUGUGUCUUGAGGUUGAGAGAUUAGGGCUUAGUGCUGUUAUUAUGGGGAGUCGAGGAUUUGGAGCUACUAAGAGGGGGAGUGAUGGAAGACUUGGGAGUGUUAGUGAUUAUUGUGUUAGGCACUGUGUUUGUCCUGUUGUGGUUGUUAGGUAUCCCGAUGAUAAGGAUGCUGGAAAUGCUGUUGUGGAGCCCGUGGUUUCUGUUGCUUCAGCUGCUGAAGAAGACGAGGAGGAAGCUGAGUACCAUGAUGCUUCUGAGGAUCGAAAAGAUUCAUAAUGAAGGUGGACGAGGUCUUCCCUUGGUUUGCACUUGUAUUGACCAGCUUCCUCCAAGAACCAGUAGGCCCUUUGUGACAUCUGGAGUCAUUUUAUGUAUAUGAACUGUUGUAGCUCGUCUCUCACAACAUCAACUUAUUAUGGUCUCUUCUUGAUGAUUGUAUCUGCUAUGGUUAUCAUCUUCACAAUAUUGUCACUUGAUUACCUUUGGAUACUUGCUGUGAAAUCUAAAACUUUUUUAUGACUUCUCUCAUUAGUCAUUACCAGUCUGGUUAUGCAUUAGAGAAUCGCUGGCUUGUA
Solanum pennellii is the source of this 1194-nucleotide messenger RNA. RefSeq names its product universal stress protein PHOS34. The transcript has 2 exons. The record is from RefSeq and is a predicted model, not a curated record. NCBI's taxonomy places the organism in Eukaryota, Viridiplantae, Streptophyta, Magnoliopsida, Solanales, Solanaceae. Bases 167 to 895 code for a protein of 242 amino acids.